Messenger RNA from Sodiomyces alkalinus F11, 2680 nucleotides. Its product is annotated as pre-mRNA-splicing factor SYF1. Gene Ontology annotation, cellular component: post-mRNA release spliceosomal complex; U2-type catalytic step 2 spliceosome; Prp19 complex. The transcript is spliced from 3 exons. The coding region runs from base 142 to 2610 and encodes 822 amino acids. Gene Ontology annotation, molecular function: protein binding. The record is from RefSeq and is a predicted model, not a curated record. Gene Ontology annotation, biological process: generation of catalytic spliceosome for first transesterification step; mRNA splicing, via spliceosome. Lineage: Eukaryota; Fungi; Ascomycota; Sordariomycetes; Glomerellales; Plectosphaerellaceae.
AAGGAAUUCCAGAUCGGGCUUGUAACCGCCAUUGUCAGACUUCCGCUGCCACCCUAGGAGUUCUCAAAGCCCUAUGCAUACCAACUUCCAGCGAAAUUACCUCCUUCGAAUCGAUGGCUGCAUAGCGACCGGUCUAUCGACAUGUCGGCCCAGAUUGUCCCAAACGGCAACCGUAGGCGGCCUGACCUGCAUCUCAUUAACGACGAGGACUCCGUGUUUGAACAGGACAUCUUGCGGAACCCUGGGAGUGUUGAACCAUGGUUAGCCUACAUCCAAUUCAAAGUUCAGCAUGGCACAACACAGGGGCAGGCCUUUGUCCUGGAGCGGGCCUGUUCGCAACUACCGAGGUCCUAUAAGCUGUGGAAGAUGUAUCUUGAAUAUCGCAUCAAGCACGUCUCACAUCUAAAUGCGGCGCUCUACGCCAAUGAGUACCGAAAAGCGAAUGCCCUCUUCGAACGGGCGCUUAUAUUAUUGAAUAAGAUGCCACGGAUAUGGGAGCUCUAUCUUCACUUUCUGCUUCGACAACCUUUCGUCACGAGAACUCGGCGGACCUUCGACCGAGCCCUACGCGCGCUGCCUGUUACCCAGCACAGACGCAUAUGGGUGCUGUACCGGCCCUUCGCUGAUUCCGUUGCAGGCAUUACGGCUGUGAAAAUAUGGCGACGUUACAUGCAGCUUCGUCCUGAAGAUGCGGAAGAUUUUAUUGAGCUCCUUACGCAAGCGGGCCUGUACACUGAUGCGAUUAAAGCCUCGAUGGGUGCUCUCAACAACACUCGCUUCAUAAGCAAGCAUGGCAGAGGCCAGUUCGAGCUAUGGAGUGAAAUGGUGAACUUGAUGAUUGACCAUGCCGCUGAUAUUGGACCGAGCCACGAAACCGGCAUUGACGUUGAACGUAUCAUUAGGAGCGGCAUCUCCAGGUUCACCGACCAGAGGGGAAAACUUUGGACGGGCCUGGCGACUUACUGGAUCAGACGGGGAUGCUUUGAGCGAGGGAGGGAUGUUUUCGAAGAGGGGCUCGUAUCUGUGAUGACGGUACGAGAUUUUACGCUCGUUUUCGACUCGUACGUCGAGUUUGAGGAAUCCGUGAUAUGUGGACUCAUGGAGACUGCGUCGGCUCGCACGCAGAAGGGCAUCAUUGACGACGAUGCCGAUUUCGAGCUCGAUAUCCGCAUGAUGCGGUUUGAACAGCUCAUGGACAGGAGACCCUUCCUCCUGAACGAUAUCCUCCUGCGCCAGAACCCCAACAAUGUAUUGGAGUGGGAAAAACGAGCUGCGUUGUGGGGUUCAAACAAGUCGGAGGUUGUCGGGACCUACACAGCGGCCAUUGCAGCGAUACAGCCGAAAAAGGCUGUAGGUCCGGUCUACCAACUCUGGGCCAACUACGCCAAGUUCUAUGAACGAGGCGGCGACUUGCGCGAUGCCCGAAUUAUCAUGGAGAAAGCUGUGAAAGUUCCCUUCAAAUCGGUCACUGAACUUGCGGAUAUGUGGAUCGAAUGGGCCGAGAUGGAGCUACGGAAUCAGAAUUUCGACGAUGCUGUCCGGGUCCUUGCCAAGGCCAUCCAAGCCCCCAAAAGGUCAACCGUGGACUACUUCGACGAGACACUGUCCCCACAGCUGCGCGUCCAUAAGAGCUGGAAGCUCUGGAGUUUCUACGUUGACCUUGUGGAGAGCGUCUGCUCACUGGAAGAGACCAAAAAGGUGUACGAGAGGAUAUUCGAGUUGCGCAUUGCAACUCCGCAGACAGUGGUCAACUACGCCAACCUGCUGGAGGAGCACCACUACUACGAGGAGUCCUUCAAGAUCUACGAGCGGGGCCUAGAUCUUUUCAGCUAUCCAGUCGCCUUUGAAUUAUGGAACCUAUACCUAACCAAAGCUGUUGAUCGCAAGAUCAGCAUCGAAAGACUUCGAGACUUGUUUGAGCAGGCAGUGGAGGACUGUCCCCCAAAGUUCGCCAAGGUCAUCUACCUGAUGUACGGCAACCUCGAAGAGGAACGUGGUUUAGCAAGGCAUGCUAUGCGAAUCUACGAGCGGGCUACUCGGGCCGUUGCGGACGAGGAUCGUGCCGACAUGUUCAACUUCUAUAUCACCAAAUCUGCGUCUAAUUUCGGCCUUCCUUCCACGCGCCCCAUCUAUGAGAGGGCCAUCUCCGCUUUGCCCGAUAACGAAGCACGAGACAUGUGUCUCAAAUUCGCCGAGAUGGAGAAACGGCUGGGAGAGAUUGACCGCGCCAGAGCGAUCUAUGGCCAUGCAUCUCAGUUUUGCGAUCCUCGGACUACUCCUGAUUUCUGGACGAAGUGGGAGUCAUUCGAGGUUCAACACGGCAACGAAGACACAUUCAAAGAAAUGCUCCGUAUCAAACGCAGCGUCCAGGCACAGUAUAACACGGAUGUUAACUUCAUCGCAUCACAGGCGUUGGCCCGUAGUUCACGACGCCCAGAGGAUGCUACUAAGUUUGAAGGGCAAGAUAGCAUGGAAGCACUGGAGCGGCAAGCAAGGGCACCAGCUGGGUUCGUUGCUGCCAGUGACGGUCCCAGCAUGACCGGGACGUCGCAGGCUAUCCCGUCAAACCCUGACACGAUCGACAUCGACGAUGCUGAUGUCGAUGAGUGAGAAGCAAUGGUUUACUAUUCAGUGAUUGCGUGUAUCUUAGUCGCAGAUAUCUUAACACAGUCAAUAUAAU